AUGAAUGUUGGCAGUCAAGUGGGGAGUGAGGCAGCUUCGAAUGGAGGAUCCCAACUGCAAGCGUAUACCAUCAAUCAUUACAAGGAAGCCCUUUUGAAGAGUUGCUAUGAGGAACAAGCUAACUACAACCACGUUAACAAGUAUUUAGAAGUCGUCAAAGAAUCGAACUAUGUUCCACGAGAAGCUGAAGAGCUGCUGGCCUACUGCAGCUGA
Molecule: messenger RNA, 213 nt
Organism: Linum trigynum
Lineage: Eukaryota; Viridiplantae; Streptophyta; Magnoliopsida; Malpighiales; Linaceae
Source: the annotation of a GenBank genome assembly